UGUGCUCGCCCUCCGACCCGGAAGCAGAGCCAGAGCGCGUCGCGGCAGCCCCCAACGAAGACCGGCUUGUCUCUGGUCGGUUCCCGGCGCUCUGCGUUUCGUGACCUUGUCCAGUAGAAGGCUAUUUAAUUUUCACAACUGCUUGAAUUUUGACAUACAAGAUGAAGCAAGAUGCCUCAAGAAAUGCUGCCUACACUGUGGAUUGUGAAGAUUAUGUGCAUGUGGUAGAAUUUAAUCCCUUUGAGAAUGGGGAUUCAGGAAACCUAAUUGCAUAUGGUGGCAAUAAUUAUGUGGUCAUUGGCACGUGUACGUUUCAGGAAGAAGAAGCAGACGUUGAAGGCAUUCAAUAUAAAACACUUCGAACAUUUCACCAUGGAGUCAGGGUCGAUGGCAUAGCUUGGAGCCCAGAGACUAGACUUGAUUCACUGCCUCCAGUAAUCAAAUUUUGUACUUCAGCUGCUGAUAUGAAAAUUAGAUUAUUUACUUCAGAUCUUCAAGAUAAAAAUGAAUAUAAGGUUUUAGAGGGCCAUACAGAUUUCAUUAAUGGUUUGGUGUUUGAUCCCAAAGAAGGCCAAGAAAUUGCAAGUGUGAGUGACGAUCACACCUGUAGGAUUUGGAACUUGGAAGGCAUGCAAACAGCUCAUUUUGUUCUGCAUUCUCCUGGCAUGAGUGUAUGCUGGCAUCCUGAGGAGACUUUUAAGCUAAUGGUUGCAGAGAAGAAUGGAACAAUCCGAUUUUAUGAUCUUUUGGCCCAACAGGCUAUUUUAUCUCUUGAAUCAGAACAAGUGCCAUUAAUGUCAGCACACUGGUGCUUAAAAAACACCUUCAAAGUUGGAGCUGUUGCAGGAAAUGAUUGGUUAAUUUGGGAUAUUACUCGGUCCAGUUAUCCUCAAAAUAAGAGACCUGUUCACAUGGAUCGAGCCUGCUUAUUCAGGUGGUCUACAAUUAGUGAAAAUCUGUUUGCAACCACUGGUUAUCCUGGCAAAAUGGCAAGCCAGUUUCAAAUUCAUCAUUUAGGACACCCUCAGCCUAUCCUCAUGGGUUCUGUAGCCGUUGGAUCUGGCCUGUCCUGGCAUCGAACUCUCCCUCUGUGUGUAAUUGGAGGAGACCACAAGCUGUUGUUUUGGGUGACUGAAGUAUAAAGUUUUCUCUGUACCUUAGAUUUAUAAACUUUGUAUUUUUAGUACAUAUUUUGAAGAAUUUCUAUAGUACAUAUUUUGAAGAAUUUUUAUAUCAAAUAUACCAUAUACUUUAGAAAAUGUCUCAGUUGCUUUUAUUAAAUAAAAUGUGAAUGAUUUGAAAAAUUA
Messenger RNA from Chlorocebus sabaeus (green monkey), 1307 nucleotides. RefSeq names its product nucleoporin 37 (gene NUP37). NCBI's taxonomy places the organism in Eukaryota, Metazoa, Chordata, Mammalia, Primates, Cercopithecidae. The record is from RefSeq and is a predicted model, not a curated record. Gene Ontology annotation, cellular component: nuclear pore outer ring. Gene Ontology annotation, molecular function: protein binding.